Messenger RNA from Penicillium argentinense, 1833 nucleotides. RefSeq lists its product as uncharacterized. Gene Ontology annotation, biological process: transmembrane transport. The transcript has 10 exons. Gene Ontology annotation, cellular component: membrane. The record is from RefSeq and is a predicted model, not a curated record. Bases 1 to 1833 code for a protein of 610 amino acids. Lineage: Eukaryota; Fungi; Ascomycota; Eurotiomycetes; Eurotiales; Aspergillaceae. Gene Ontology annotation, molecular function: myo-inositol:proton symporter activity.
AUGGCUGAGAAGAAGAUCGAGCCCCCUCAUUAUGAGGAGACGCUUCAAACGGCCGGGGUGCCUAGCGCGGCGGCCGCUCGUCGCCUAGCUACCGGUACUAAUCUCGUCGAGAACCCUUUGAUGCGCGCUUCCAAAGAACAAGCCGUCGGUGAUGCCCGAAGAUUCGCCGAGUCAAACGGUAUGCAAGAAUACGUCGACCUGUUUGGUCGAGCUGCCAUCAUCGCUCGUGACUCAAAAGCAUUUGAGGAGAGUGCGAGUGAAUUUCUCGAAGACGAGAGGGCAGCGCUGGCAUACGAGCGAGAUCAUAAAUGGCACGGUCCAAAGAUGCUCUGGUACUCUAUCGGGUUGUGCGCGAUAGGAGCUGCCACCCAGGGCUGGGAUCAGACAGGAGCAAACGGAGCCAACUUGUCUUUUCCGCAGGAGUUUGGGUUGACUGGAGAGGGACAUGAUGAGUGGAUUGUUGGAUUGAUCAACUCAAUCAUUUUCUUGACGGCUGGCUUGAUUGGCGCAUUCAUUGUCGAUCCACUGAAUCAUUACCUGGGACGACGAGGCGAGAUCUUUGUCACUGCGCUGUGUCUGACCGCCACCCCAAUCUCGUCCGGCUUCGCGCGAAACUGGCACGAUCUUUUUAUUUCACGGUUUAUCAUGGGAAUUGGCAUUGGCGCGAAGAACGCGACGGUACCUAUCUACUCGGCUGAGAUGGCUCCUGCUCGAACUCGCGGUGCUCUUGUUAUGUUCUGGCAGCUCUGGGUCGUGGCUGGAAUUUUCCUCGGUCUCUGCGCGAACAUCAUUGUCAAGGACACGGGUGAUAUCGCCUGGCGUCUUCAAUUUGGCUCAGCAUUCAUUCCAUCGUUCAUUCUUGGCCUUGGGAUCUUCUUCUGUCCCGAGUCCCCCCGUUGGCUUAUGAAGCAUGGCAAGCACGCCAAGGGCUUCCGGUCUAUGAUGCGCCUCCGGGCUCAUCCUAUCAUUGCCGCGAGAGAUUUCUACUACUCGUAUGUUAUCUACGAGGAGGAACUGAAGGAGGCACGGGGCGCGGGAUACUUUGCCCGUAUGUGGGAUUGCUUCGCUGUUCCGCGAAUUCGACGCGCCAACUACGGAGCCUCAACUGUCAUGAUUGCGCAGCAGAUGUGUGGUAUUAAUAUCAUCUCGUUCUUUAGUUCUUCUAUCUUUACCGAUGCCGGCUACUCGGAUGAUGAAGCUCUAUACGCUUCUCUUGGCUAUGGUGCGAUUCAGGUCAUUUUCACCAUCCCGACUCUAUUCCUUAUUGAUACCAAGGGUCGACGAACUCUGUGUUUGAUCACCUUCCCGCUCAUGUUCCUAUUCCUGCUCGCUGCUGGCUUGUCUCUUCUAAGCCCGGAAACACCCAAGUCGGCACACGUCGCCCCGAUUGUCCUAUUCGUCUACUUGUUCACAAUCUGCUACUCACUGGGCGAGGGCCCAGUCGCCUUCCAAUACUCCGCUGAGGUCUUCCCCACCAUCCAACGUGAGCAAGGAAUGGCCUGGGCCGUUUGCAUCAACAACACAUUCGCUGGUGUGCUGGGCCUAACCUGGUUCCGAAUGCGAACGGUCAUGACACAAACCGGUGCAUUCGGUUUCUAUGCCGGACUAAAUCUCCUCGCCUGGCUCAUGAUCUUCUUCUUCGUCAGAGAAACAAAGCAACUAACUCUAGAAGAACUGGACCAGGUCUUCUCCGUCCCGACGAAGCAGUUCAUCAAGCACGAGACUACCGUCUGGCUUCCCUACUUUAUUAGGCGACACAUUUUCCGCCAGAAUAUUCCGAAGCCGCCGCCUAUCAUCGCGACGAGUGAUCAGGUUCAGGAUGUUACUGCUUGA